UCACCCGAUAAUGCUCCCGGGUCCGUCGACACAGACGCAUGCACAUGCUGCCUCUUCUUCAUCAGUCAGCGCCGUCCGAGGCUCGCCCUGUGCAAAGGCAAAGGGGGCUGCCCAUGUCGUAUAGGCCCACGUCGGACGAGCAAGCCAUUUCCGCAUAACCCACUGCUGGCUAUCUUCAGCUCGAGCCCUUGCGCACCCCAGUCGUCGGCGCCGCCCCUGUGCUUGGCUUCUGAGCAGAUCGUGGGGACUUUUGCCCUGCGACGGACCGGCUGUCCCGAGCUGGAUGACGUUCACGGCCUCGGUAAGAAAGCCCUUUAUGUGAAUCGCAAUCACGCGGCGUCUUUACUUCAUAUGCACCAUUGUUUGCACUUUAUUCCACCGCGACCUGAGCACCGAUACACCACAUUAAUCCUGCAUAGUCACCCUGGCUCCGCUAUUCUUAUCUGA
Molecule: messenger RNA, 447 nt
Organism: Bipolaris victoriae FI3
Lineage: Eukaryota; Fungi; Ascomycota; Dothideomycetes; Pleosporales; Pleosporaceae
Exons: 1
Source: RefSeq, a predicted model, not a curated record